AUGCCUGGAUUUGCGAAGUAUUUGAAAGAUCUGCUUACGAAGAAGAGGUCUGUGCAACAUGAAACUGUGAGUUUGACUCACACUGUGAGUUCUAUUAUUUCGACAACAACAGUCCAGAAGAAGGGAGAUCCUGGGGCAUUCACUAUUCCUUGUUCUAUCGGGUAUUAUGAUUUUGCUCGUGCUCUGUGUCAUACUGGGGCUAAUAUGAAUUUAAUUCCACUUUCUUUUUAUAAGCAAUCAGGAUUGGGGAUGCCUAGGCCGACGACUAUGCGAUUACAAAUGGCUGACAGAUCUAUUAAGAGGCCAGUUGGCGUGGUUGAUGAUGUUCUUGUACGGGUUGGUGAUUUUCUGUUGCCCGCAGAUUUUGUGAUUCUUGACUGUGUUGUUGAUCAUGAUAUUCCCAUUAUUCUGGGGAGACCUUUCCUUGCUACGGAAAGGGCUCUUAUGGAUUCAGAAAAGAAUGAAAUAAAUUCUGAGUCAAUGAUAAAGUGGUGA
Molecule: messenger RNA, 495 nt
Organism: Lycium ferocissimum
Lineage: Eukaryota; Viridiplantae; Streptophyta; Magnoliopsida; Solanales; Solanaceae
Exons: 1
Coding region: 1-495 (164 amino acids)
Source: RefSeq, a predicted model, not a curated record